Messenger RNA from Tigriopus californicus, 3011 nucleotides. RefSeq lists its product as uncharacterized. The record is from RefSeq and is a predicted model, not a curated record. The coding region runs from base 893 to 2680 and encodes 595 amino acids. The transcript is spliced from 12 exons. Lineage: Eukaryota; Metazoa; Arthropoda; Copepoda; Harpacticoida; Harpacticidae.
AAAAAAAAGACUACACCUUAAUAACCGCAUCCCAAUGACAAUGCAGUGAUGUAUGAACUUCAUUGGGAAAUCGCAUUAAUGAUUGCACGGUCAAGCCAAUCUUCUCCUCCUCAACCUCCUCCGUCGCAGUCAUUGCCUGGUGCAUACCUCGUCGAGAACAGUGGACAAUAGUGUGCACUUCAAUUGUCCCUCAGUAAUUAGCAACACUUCCAUGAACCCCCUAGAUCAAUGUGGCUUCUUGCAUCAGAGUCAUCGGUCUCAUUAUCAUUGCCCAGGAGAGCUUCUCGUUCAACGCUCACAUACAAAUGCAUACGUAGUACAUCCACAGUCGUAGCUCAUAAGUAAGUGUACCACACACACGCCAUUGGAAGUGUAAAAAAACGAGGGUUGGGGGAGCUUCUUCUGCCAAGUUAUACCAUCUUUUGCAGGGGGAAAUUGGAGCGCGAUUUGCGCACUGACGUCAUCGGCGAGUGUCGGAUUCAACGCUGAUUGGCGGACAACAGCGAUGAUUCCAAAAUGAAGAUGACACGAUAGCCUGUCCACGAAGGUAAAGAAGAGACUAGGACUACCGCAGAUACGUAAGCUAGGGGUACAGAACUUAUGGAACACACCGCCGAGUUGAAAGAUUCAGAUACGAGGGUUAAUGGUUGAUUUUCCCCCUUGGUUGGAGGAGAAUUGCUAGGCGAAUCCUUCACUUGCCAUUGUGCCUUCUAUUGGUGAAUGUCUCCUCUACUUCUGGACUCUACCUCUUAUCGAAGUUUACAAAGUUUGCAAGUACUUUUGGCAUCAUUGGGUGAGAACUUGAGUUCGAACAGUGAUAUGCUCAGAUAAGACGAGAGGUCGCGAUUUCAAACUUCAACUGAUCCUAGGCGAGUUGAAUUAUUAAAAUACCAUGAAAUUACACACCAUCACCCAAUGGAGCGCAACCGCUGGUUUCGCGAUCAUCUUGAUUUGGCUAACCACAGCCACCACCGCCCAAACUGAAUUAAAAGAAGCGUUGGAGGACAUCGCCAAUGUAAGGGUGUCUAGAAGUGAGAUCAAGAAAGAGAUCAAAUCCAAGCUUGAGCAAAAGAAGGUGCGGAAACGACAACCAGAACUCAUCGAAGAUCUCGAAGCCAGUGGAUCUGAUUUUCAACCGAUUGUGUAUAGAACCAUCAAUGAGGUGCCCAGGGUUCCCGGAUUUCAGUCUCUCUUUCCACCCUUGGAACAGAACAAACCGAGGCAGAUCACGACGCCUCAUGUGGCUUCCGGGUAUGAGGUCCCACCUGUGAUAACUAAUAACGUGGGUCAUUCCAGUUCGCACGGUGGCUUAAAAACCGGGUACUUUCCACCCACACAACGUGUCAUGCCGCGCGUCAACCAAAUGGAAGCAGAAUGCAGUGACGACGUGAUGAAAUUGAGAGUCAAAUUUAAUGCCACUUUCGAUGGCCUCAUUUACUCUGCGGGAUAUGCUUAUGACAACGAUUGCAUUUACAUCAAUGGCACUGGUGCUGAUGAGUACGAGUUCUACAUUCAAUUGAACCGUUGUGGCACUUUGGGAGGUUCCGAUCACAACAAGAAACGAGAAGUUGGAUUCAAGAACACCGAACCCACGAAAAACUUCAUGUGGAAUACGGUGACGAUCCAAUACAACCCAUUGAUCGAAGAAGAAUGGGACGAGCAUUUCAAAGUGACUUGUGAAUAUGGUUACGACUUCUGGAAAACGGUCACGUUCCCAUUUCUCGAUGUUGAGGUGAACACUGCGGAUCCCGUUCAUUUCACACUUAUCCCUCCUGAAUGUCACAUGGAGAUCAGGGCAGGUUAUGGUGCUCAAGGACCCAGAGUGACUGGCCCUGUUCAUGUGGGUGAUCCUUUAACUUUGCUCAUUAACAUGAGAAGUCAAUUUGAUGGAUUCGACAUUGUUGUCAAUGAUUGCUAUGCCCACAAUGGUGCGAAUAAGAAGAUUCAACUUAUCGACCAUCAUGGAUGUCCAGUGGAUGAGAAGCUUAUUUCCAAGUUUCAAGGCUCAUGGGGCAUGGAUGGUGCCAUGUACCAAACUGUGAUCUAUGCUCAUAUGAAGACCUUUCGCUUCACGGGCACGCCAGCUCUGUAUAUCGAAUGUGACAUUCGAAUGUGUCAUGGGAGGUGUCCUACCCAAUCUUGCAACUGGAGAAAUGUUCGACGACGAAAGCGUUCGACGGGUGAAAUCGACCGAGAACCCCGAGGCCUGGAGGCUGUAGUCGACAAUGAUGACCAAUACUUCGACCUCGAGGAAGUUGGGGACAGCUCCGUUGCCUUGGAUGGCCAAGUGGGAGCCACGGCCCCGGCCCCAAGUACAAAUCAAAGCCAACCCUUGUCCGAAAAUCUGCGGAUCUUCCAAGCCAUUCACGUUCUGCAAGGGCGGGAUGAGGAAGAAGGAGGUGGGUCUUCACCAACCACUUCCAGUGCAGUGUUACUCGAGGAUGUCGAGGACAACAUAUGCCUCCGCUCCAUGGUGUUUGCGUCCAUCUUUGGAAUCUUGUCCCUCUUCACUUUGACGUCCAGUGUGGCGCUUUCUUUGUUAUGUAUGAGAGUCAGACGAAUGAAGAAAUCGGAUCCUAGUUACGAAUAUCGGACCACGACCUCGACUCAUGGCCAAUUGAGGGCUGCAAGAAGCGCUAAAUCAGACUAUGUUCAUUCGAUUCAUCAGAGAAUACCUUGAAGAGAUCCUCCUUAGCACAACUUAUGAGCCUGUGGCAUUUAUCCUUGCGGAACAAAAUCCAGUACACCCCUUUUUCAAACCAACAUUAACAUCUUUCAAGAACUGAUCAAUUAUCAACUAAUCCAAUAGCUGUUGUUGCAUUGUGUAUUAUAUUAACGUAGACUACGUUGCCAGUUCAUGCUCACAUCUAUCUUACUGAUGUCCAUUAUGUAAAGAAUAAUCGUAGCAUUGUAUUCUUAUGUCUGCAUGCAGUAACCGGUACAGAUGAUGUUACGCCACGCCAUACAUGAACUUAUUAGAGCGAUUUGGGAGAAUAAAAUAAAAAGUAGAA